UGUUCCACAUGGUGGCAUGUUUGGAUAAUUUGCAUUGACCAGCUUUUUACAUGAACUAAUCCCCUGUGCUUUUGCAGCUCAGGUGGCGUUGAUCCUGUUAGUAGAGCAGCAAGCAGCAUUGAUGCAUCAUGGAAAUUUAAUACUAAUUGCUAGUGUUGACCCACUAAGGGGCUGUGACUCACCACAUUAACCACCUUCGCCUCAGUCCCAAUACCUGCAGAGCAUAGAUUCACACACAUACUUCUCACAAACUCACAUAAAAAGUGCUGACAGCUGCAGUUAAGUUGCCAAAGCGUAGCGCUAUCUUGCAAAACCAUUUCGCAAUGCCUGCUCCUGCUUACGCUCACUUGGGUGCACUUGGGUCAAGCUGAGGCUGCCAAGGAGCAGUUCACAACUUCACACAAACACAUCCUUUCUCCGCGUCUCUCUCACACACAGACACACAUUGUUAUGUUCACUCGUUGGUAUUACCAUGCUUACAAGAUAAGUGUACUACUAAUAUCCAAGGCUGUUCCUGAACCUAAAAAGACACAACAGGUGAUGUUCUGCGCUGCAGGCAUGUAAAGGACCAUGAAAGGCUCUUUGCUUACUUACUGAAAGAGAUGAGUGCUCCGUACAAAGCCAGAAUGCAUUUGUUGGAUUGCUGCUCGGCACUUCACAAGCAAGAACAGAGCUAUGGCAUUAAGUGCAGCCAGUGUCAGCUUACCCAAGGCCUGUCCUCUCUCUCUCCAGCGGAGAUCCGGAGUGUGGAGAUGUCCCGCUGCUAACUCCAGGAAGUAAAGAGAUGAUGUCCCAGGCUCUGAAGGCCACCUUCAGCGGCUUCACAAAGGAACAGCAGCGGCUGGGUAUUCCCAAAGAUCCCAGACAGUGGACAGAAAACCAUGUGGCUGCAUGGCUAACAUGGACAGUGAACGAAUUCAGUCUGAAGAAUGUUGACUUUGACAAAUUCUGCAUGAACGGAGCCAGCCUGUGUGCGAUGGGGAAGGAGCGCUUCCUGGACUUAGCACCUGACUUUGUGGGCGACAUCCUGUGGGAACAUUUAGAAAUGCUUCAGAAAGAGGAUACAAAGCAUUACCCCAUCAAUGGACUGACCUCCAACUUCCAGGAAUCCCGUUAUACCUCAGACUACUUUGUCAGCUACGGUGUUGAGCAUGCUCAGUGUGUCCCUCCUUCUGAAUACUCAGAGCCCGGCUUCAUCACAGAGUCGUACCAGACACUUCAUCCCAUCAGCUCGGAGGAAUUGCUGACGCUUAAGUAUGAGAGUGAAUACCCCGCUGUCAUCCUACGCGACACACCCCUCAACCCGCUGCAGGGGGACUACUUCUCUGUCAAGCAGGAGGUGGUAUCCCCAGACAACAUGUGUGUGGGACGCCUGAGCAGAGGUAAGCUUGGUGGCCAGGAUUCCUUUGAGAGCAUCGAGAGCUUUGAGAGCUGUGACCGAUUGACCCAGUCAUGGAGCAGCCAGUCUUCAUUCAGCAGCCUGCAGCGGGUACCUUCAUACGACAGCUUCGACUCAGAAGACUACCCCACUGCCUUGCAUGGCCACAAGCCCAAGGGCACUUUCAAAGACUAUGUGAGGGAGCGCUCAGACCUCAGCAAGGAUAAACCUGUCAUCCCAGCAGCCGCACUGGCAGGAUACACAGGCAGCGGCCCCAUCCAGCUGUGGCAGUUUCUUCUGGAGCUGCUGACCGACAAGUCUUGCCAGUCCUUCAUCAGCUGGACAGGCGACGGCUGGGAGUUCAAGCUUUCUGACCCAGAUGAGGUUGCUCGGAGGUGGGGCAAGAGGAAAAACAAGCCCAAGAUGAACUAUGAGAAGCUAAGCCGUGGCCUACGCUACUACUAUGACAAGAAUAUCAUCCACAAGACAUCGGGGAAACGCUACGUCUACCGCUUUGUCUGUGACUUAAAAAGCCUGCUGGGGUACACACCUGAGGAGCUCCAUGCAAUGUUGGACGUAAAGCCCGAUACGGACGAGUGAAAGCAAAGAAGAAAAUGGAAGGGAAGACAAAAAUUAAGGAGCCUCGUGGACUGGGGCUCAGAAAGUGGUCUUAACUGUUUGAUAGAGUCGGUAAACUGUUUUUUUGGGGACCAAAAUGUUUUUAAUGACUCACUGUGGUCUUUGUCAACUUGGAGCUCCUGUCUCUUAGACCAUGUUUUAAAAAGAAGGCACAAACCAAAAGCCUGUAUUCAUACCCUGUUGCAUUUGAGAUGUGUGUGCGCGCAUGUGUGUGUGAGCGUGCGUAUGUGUGAUAUGUACCGGUAUUAUUUAGCAGCUCAAGGCAGAUGGAGCACUAUCGGGUAGCGUUCAGGUUCUGUUCUGCCUAAGUAGCACAGUGGGGAGACGAGGGGACCAAGACAGAAAGUCUGAGAGAACCGAGACAGAAAGAGUUCAAUAAAAUGACUCAUUUCAUUGUUGGGGUAAACAGAUAGCGGGCAGAAACUUCCCGCUAAGAGAAAAACGGUUGCCAAAAUAUAAAAACUGAACUAAGGAAGGUAUAGAGAGUUCUCAGCUUGGACCAAAAAGUGUUAUUUCUAAUUUGUUGUUUGAGGAGCGUAUGCUUGUGCCAGUAUUAUAUUAUUGAUGUUGAGUACACCCAAUGUUAACCUACCAGGCACAUAUUGAAAGUGUUUUUCUUAUGUUGUCAACGAAGGUAUUACAGUGGAACCAAACAUUAGAUGCCAAGUUUAACUGUUCUGUUCUCUAGGAGCCUUUAGCUGAAAUGUGCUGAUUCGUUAUCAGACAACACUAUAGACACUGGCCCUGUGUUUAGUAGGGUGUGAGGACCUGGUGAGAUUAGUCAUACCAUGAGCGUCUGAUACACAGACAACUGAAAGUAGCCGUUGCUUUAGAAACUGACGCUUUCACCUUUAUGUACAUGUUUGCCACCUUGGUAGAGACACAUAUUGUGACUGAAACUUAUGCAUUUUUGCAUAUACCACCAGUGUUAGAAAACUGUAGACAAUCUAUGUGGGGAAAUUCAGGAGUCCUUAAUAAGAAGAGUUGUUUAAUGUGCAGAUUAGAUGCAUAGUCUGUCAGCUCACUGUCUUUGUUAGUGUUGUUGCUUUAGAAGUGUUUGAAUAGUCUUCUGUCUGUACAAUAAAAUCACAAGUGAAAAAGUUUUACAAAAGAAUGUCAGAAUUGUUUUGUCUUUUGUUAAACAGUACAUUUUGGCCAUAAGGAAGCAGCUGCAGUAUGGUGUGAAGGUACAGUGUAGGAAAAAGGGACAGGCAAUAGAAAAAUGUUGACUAGAGAGAAUCAGAAGUUGAAUGGGAUUGAUGGUGACUGAAAGGAAUCUAUGGAUACUGCAGGUGAUGAUCACUUGUGAGGUCUGAUAGAGAAAGAUUGACAGAAAUUAUGCAAGUUGGCGCUGCUUGGAGGUUUGCAUUAAAUGGGUUGUGUACUUCUUUUACCACAGCCUUCAUGGUUGGCUGCAGCUUUCAGCUGAAACCUCAUGGCAAAUAGAGACAUUUAGGUCUAGUGGCAGACAUUUGUAUUUAAGUUUCAGGUUUGUGUGAUACUUAUCUAUGAACAAAAUAAUAUUCAGUUCAUAGUGAGUAACUCAUGUAUGAUUCCACCCAUAUUUGUGCAGUCAGCUCAGAAUACAUGCAUAAAGAUUUACUGGUUACAUUUGAGCAAAUUGGCAGCAGUUUCCUCCCAACAGUGGGAACAGUGGCUGUACGCUGGCCUUAUGGGAAAUGCCAAAGUGGAAUAUCAUCUUAGAAUACAAUGUUAUUGUUUACAGUGGCUGAAUGUUACCCAUAUGGAUGAAAAUAGCUUUUGAGAUGUCUAUUUGUACAGAUUGUAUUUCAUAAUGCUUUAUUGAGACCCAGAUUACACAAAUAAGCAAGAGACAAAGCAGGAAUAAUAACCAAAACCCAUGUGAGGUCUUUGGCCACGGUGCUUCGGGUAUCAUCCACAAUGUCGGAAGACAGGGACCAGACUUCUCUCAUGUUUUUGGAAAGUGUUGACUUUUCUUUUAUCUUUUGUUAAUUUGUUGGAAAGCACACAGCUUUAGGACAAAGAGAAAUGCAUUCGCUGACCUGGGUUUCCCACUGAGUGUAGAAAUGAGAUGCUGUAUAUGUUCAUAAUGUUUAGUUGGUAACAAGCUUGUCCACUAUCAUCAUCAUCAUCAAGCACUGACUCACGAUCCCUCACCCAUGCUCGUCAUCUGACACAAAAGAUUCAACAUAUUAAUUAGUAGUAACCUGCACUGUACUUUCAUUCUUUUUUGCAUGUUGAUGUCAAGGUUUGUUUGUUUUUUUUUGUUCAGGUUCUUUUUCUGUUGUCACUGUUUUAUGUUAGAGAGAGCUUUACAGAUUUUUAAACAUAAUUGUAAUGGUUGUCAGUGCCCUGGAAAAAGUUUUCUUUUUCUCCCCACACGAGGUCAUAAUAUUAGUAUCGUUGGCUUCAUAAGAUUAAUGUCCUAAAAGAAAACAUUAUGUUACCUAAAAUGUUAAUAUUUAGAAAAUUAUUUUGUCAGGAAAAUAUACUAUUGUUAAAUGUCACAGAUCACAAUCUACUGCAGGUCUUAUGUAUUAAUGAACCUUAGUUGGGCAAGUGUAUACACACCAGUAGUUUGUGGCAUAUGCAUAUCUCAGAAUGGAUUCAGAAGGAAAACCUGUUUUGUUUUGGAUGUUUUUUUUGUAUAUUUUAUAGUGUCUCUGUAUUUUUGUUAUGAGAUCAUUUUUAUUGUAUUUACUUCACAAACAUUUGAAUAUUUUUCAAUAAUUUAUAUUUUAUAAAAGACAAGAGACGCAGACAGCUGGUGCUUUCCUGGGAAUUUAAAGGUAGUGCAGGACAAAGUAAUGUAGCGAUUUGUUUUGUUUUUGUUUUUUAUUCUGUUUUAUAUAGAAAAUAGACCUGUCUGCUAGAGAAAAAAAGGCUGAUGCUGGCCCAUCAAUGAUUUCUGCUGGAAAGGUUUUAUAAACUGUAGCUUCUAUUUCUAAAAUGUACUUAAUGUACUUAAAAAUGUUAUAAAAUAUAUGUGAACAAAUAUUUCAUAA
Messenger RNA from Siniperca chuatsi (mandarin fish), 5004 nucleotides. It is a transcript of the gene ets1, whose product is annotated as v-ets avian erythroblastosis virus E26 oncogene homolog 1. The coding region runs from base 785 to 1978 and encodes 397 amino acids. Lineage: Eukaryota; Metazoa; Chordata; Actinopteri; Centrarchiformes; Sinipercidae. Gene Ontology annotation, cellular component: nucleus. The transcript is spliced from 9 exons. Gene Ontology annotation, molecular function: sequence-specific DNA binding; DNA-binding transcription factor activity, RNA polymerase II-specific. Gene Ontology annotation, biological process: cell differentiation; regulation of transcription by RNA polymerase II. The record is from RefSeq and is a predicted model, not a curated record.